CGUUUCAAUUUAAUCGCGUACUGUAUUAGAAGAUCUACUGUAUUAGAAGAACUACAAUUGCCAAUCUUUCCUUCACCCAAUAGUGACAUUAGAACCACGUGACUUACGAUCAAGCACGCACGCGCAGAUCAUCGAGCGGGCGGUUUACUGCCAAUCUCGCACGUGUGUUCAAACGUAUCUAGUUGCGUUCCAGUAGUUUCCAGUAUCUACAAAGGAUUUAUAGUGCUAUCGUCUGUUUCAAUCAUCAUAAUAAGAAAAAACGUGAAAAAAAAAAAGGAACUACAAAAUCACGUGAAUUGGUGAGUGAGCGUAGUGAAUCUGAUGUUGAAUUAAUGAAAACGAAAAUAUCGAAAUCGAGGCUAUUCAUGAAUUGCAAUAGAUCCACGUGUGAUGAAAAUAUCUAUUUUACAUACAUGACAUGAUUCGUCGCAAGCUGAUGUGUAAUGCGUGUUGCAUAGACGUCACGGAAUAGCAAAAAUUCAUGCAACAUUCAGUUUCCUUACUGGUAAAUGCACUUAUGCAAAACAAGAUACCAGCUGUUAGACUGUUAUUUUUUCAUCGUCGUUGAUGGCGUAGCAUUAUUCUCAUGCAAAAUUUCUUGUUCCCGAUAAUAAUACUAAUAGAUUUACAAAACGUGAGUCUGUGUAUUUAUUUCUGAUUAAUAUUUUUGUCGUUUCGUUCUUGGCAUCUCUUUUACGUGACAUAAAAAAAAUCACUACGUAUAAGAUAUAAGAUAUAAGAUAAUUUUUAUUUGAAAAAUAAUUUGUAAGUUAAUUCCAGAAGGUCGACCUUGCCGAUACCAUGUAUAAUCUGCUCUACGCAUGUACCAAAAUAUCUCGCCCUUGUACAAAAACUGAGUGUUCGUUCCAAACAUUUGCUAAAGAAAAACUUAAGUUACAUACAUAGAUUAUACAAAGAUACUUUUAAUUUAUAAAAAUGGUAUCAUCAACAAUAAUGGAAAAUGGAAAAUCCAACCCACCAAGAAAACCUUCUGCAGUAGGUAUUGGUCCAGGCAACUAUCGUUUAGUUGGUUGGGAUAUGGAUACUACGGGCAAAAAAGUUAUAGAUGAAAUAUGUCAAAUAGCUGGAUAUACACCUAGUUCCUCAUAUUCUCAAUAUGUAAUGCCAUAUAAAGAUCUUAAUCCUCCAGCUAUGAAAAGACAUAAUAUGAAAAUAGUAACUAUUGGCAAGUUUCGUGUACUUAAAGAUAACAAAACUAAUAAGGCAUUAAAAACUAAAAGUGAAGUAUCUGCAUUAACAGAUUUUAUAACAUGGCUUUCCUCUAUAAGAGGAGAUGCAGCAGAUGGUAUAAUAUUAGUUUAUCAUGAACCACGUAAAGUUAUUCCUGCUAUGUUAAUUGAGUCUUUAAAAAAAUAUAAUCUUCUGGAAAGAUUUAAACAAAUUGUAAAAGGCUUUGCAAAUGGAUUUAAUAUUGCUGAAGUAAAAUGUGCAAACACAGUUCGUGCAUAUACUCUCAGGACAUUAUCCCAAAGUUUAUUUAACCAAGAAACACAAUUAGGCAAUGCAAAAGAUAGAGCAUGCCUGGCUUUACAAAUAGUACAACAUUUAAGUUCAUUAGAAGUUACAAAAGGAAAUGAAGCAGAUGGCAGUGGUGAUAGUGAUAGUGCCAUGAAAAAUACUGUUGAAUUUAUUAGGGAAUUUGUUCAACCAGUAGAAAUAGAAGAACAAGAAUAUGCAGAAUUAAAAAUAGUAUUUGAACGUCAAAAUAGUUUAAGGCCUAUUUUUGGAGUUCUAUUUCGUGUAAAUCGUCGAGAACGUCAACAUGCUAGUCCUUUACGACGAUUGCUUGCUGAAGCAGGAAUAGAAUAUUCUCAAUUACAAGAAGCAUGGAGUAAUGGAAAAAAAGAAGGCUUAGAUAAAUUAAUUAAGGAAAAAUUAACUGCAACUGACGAAAAGAAAAUAGAAGAUGUACUAAUCGUUCUUGAAGGUCAUUUUGAUCCUGAUAAGAAAUCCAAAUUAAAAAUAUCAAGAGACAAGAGUCAGAUAAAAAUGAAAAACUCUAAUAUUAACGACGAUAGAGAAAAUAAUAAUAAAUGUGAUUCAGGUACCGAAACUCCCGACAGCACUACUCCUAAUUCACCACUUAAAAUAAAAUCCGAAUCUUCUGAGAAUAGUACAUUUAUAGCAGAGGAAUAAGAAUUAUAUGAUUCUUUUUCAGUGCCUUUUAACUAAUUAUAAGAUCAAUAUUGUUAUCAGUAACAGAGUUUAUGAUCAUUCCGUUCAUUCUUAUCAUAACGUUAUUCUAGUGUGAUAAAGUAUGAGUGUUAUUUGUUGCAGUAUUGUAUUUAAGUUUUUAUUUUCGUUAUAACAAAGGAUAGUGUAUCUUUAAAGGAUACAAAACUCGAUUUAACAAAAUUAUGUACAAAUAACACAUUAAUUAAUUUUUUAGUUUAUAUUUUUUUUAGUUUAAUAAUUCAUUUUAUGCUCAUUGAUUUCUAUUUAAUCGGAUUAACGUUAUAAAAAGUGAUUGUUUAGAGACUGUCGACAUAGAAAUAUAUUCAGAUGCUACAGAAUUUUUGUUUUCCAUACUUUCUGAGAUUAGCAUAUAUAAUUUUUUUUUUUUUUUUUUUUUUUUUUUUUUUUUUUUUUUUUUUUUUUUUUUUUUUUAAUGCUAGUGAGAUUUGCGUACAAAGUACAUAAGUGAUAUUUAAAGAAAAAUAUAUAUAUAUAUUUUUGUACCUCAAAAAUUUAAUAAAACGAAUGAUGCAUCAUGUUGCAUUUACAUGUUAAAUUUUGUUAAAUUAAACAAUUAAAUAAAGACUUCGAAUUGUAA
This is a messenger RNA of Apis laboriosa (Himalayan honeybee), 2794 nucleotides long. It is a transcript of the gene exu, whose product is annotated as maternal protein exuperantia. NCBI's taxonomy places the organism in Eukaryota, Metazoa, Arthropoda, Insecta, Hymenoptera, Apidae. The record is from RefSeq and is a predicted model, not a curated record. Gene Ontology annotation, biological process: bicoid mRNA localization. Gene Ontology annotation, molecular function: protein homodimerization activity; RNA binding. The transcript has 7 exons. Bases 937 to 2157 code for a protein of 406 amino acids.